UUCGCCUGCUGGUGGCUGCUUUGCCAUUGCACACCUGGCAAGCCAAGUGAGCUGGAGCUGAGCAGAGAGAGAGAAAGAGAGAAGGUGUGUUGAUGCUACAUAAAUCUAAUGGCAAGAAUGAAGGUCCAUCUUCUGUCCAAGACACUGGGCUGGUUCCUCUUUGUCUUCAUAGCAGUUACAGCUCAAUUAAUCAGUCAUGUCCAGGGUCAAGUGGCCCCACCGUCAAGAUUAAGAUAUACUGUUGUUGAUCAUGACAGUAUUCAGAUUUCAUGGAAAGCCCCUAGAGGGCAGUUUGAUGGAUAUAAACUCCUUGUCACUCCAAAUGCAGGUGGAAAAACCAAUGAGCUCACUCUUCAAAACAAUGCAAACAAAGCAAUUAUCCAAGGUCUUAUCCCUGAUCAGAGCUAUACAGUUCAAAUAGUUGCAUUUGCUAAAGAUCAGGAAAGCAAGGCAGCUCAAGGCCAGUUCCGAAUUAAAGAUAUUGAGAAAAAGAAGGAAACAUCAGGCAAACCCAAGGUCAAGGAUGUAGGUAAAUGGAAACCUACUGUUGCAACAGAGGAUGCUGAAAGUACACCAUUUCCAAAAGUAGAAGAGAAUCAGUUUAAAUGCAAAACUCCAGCAAUUGCAGAUAUAGUGAUCCUGGUUGAUGGUUCUUGGAGCAUUGGCAGAUUCAACUUCAGGCUUGUUCGUCUUUUCCUGGAAAAUCUGGUUGCAGCCUUCAACGUGGGUUCUGAAAAAACAAGAAUAGGUCUUGCUCAGUAUAGUGGUGACCCACGAAUAGAAUGGCAUUUGAACACCUAUAGUACAAAAGAUGCUGUAUUGGAUGCUGUUCGUAACUUACCCUAUAAGGGUGGAAACACCUUAACAGGUCUUGCCUUAACUUUUAUUUUGGAAAACAACUUUAAGCCUGAGGCAGGUGCAAGGCCUGGUGUCCCCAAAAUUGGUAUAUUAAUCACAGAUGGGAAAUCCCAAGAUGAUGUCAUCCCACCUGCAAAAAACCUGAGAGAUGCUGGCAUUGAGUUGUUUGCUAUUGGUGUGAAAAAUGCGGAUGAAAAUGAACUGAAAGAGAUUGCCUCUGAACCAGAUAACACUCAUGUCUAUAAUGUUGCUGACUUCAGCUUCAUGAACUCCAUUGUGGAGGGUCUUACAAAGACAGUGUGCUCAAGAGUUGAAGAACAGGAAAAGGAAAUCAAAGGAACAUUGGUAGCUACACUCGGGGCUCCUACAGACUUGGUCACAUCUGAGGUGACAGCCAGAGGAUUUCGUGUGAGUUGGACUCAUGCCCCAGGCAAAGUGGAAAAAUACAGAGUUGUCUACUAUCCCACUAGAGGAGGGCAGCCAGAAGAGGUAGUGGUGGAUGGCAGUGUUUCAACAGCAGUACUGAAAAACUUGAUGUCUAUAACUGAAUACCAGAUAGCUGUAUUUGCCAUAUAUGUUAGUUCUGCCAGUGAAGGCCUUCGGGGUACUGCAACUACACUUGCUUUGCCAAUGGCAUCAGAUCUGGAACUGUUUGAUGUGUCUCAUAGCAGCAUGAGAGCAAGGUGGAGUGGUGUACCAGGUGCAACUGGUUAUAUGAUUCUCUAUGCACCUCUCACUGAUGGGCUAGCAGCAGAUGAAAAAGAGAUGAAAAUUGGGGAAAGCACAACUGAUAUUGAGCUGGAGGGACUGCUGCCAAAUACAGAAUAUACAGUUACAGUUUAUGCAAUGUUUGGAGAAGAAGCAAGUGAUCCUCUUACAGGACAAGAAACAACAUUGCCUUUAAGUCCACCGCGGAAUCUGAAGUUUUCAAAUGUUGGACACAGCUCAGCUAAAUUAACAUGGGAUCCUGCUCCUAAAAAAGUGAAGGGAUAUCGCAUUAUGUAUGUUAAGACAGAUGGAACAGAAACCAAUGAGGAAGAGGUUGGUCGUGUUUCAACACACACUCUGAGGAGUCUAACAUCUCUCACAGAAUAUACUGUUGCUAUUUUCUCUCUCUAUGAUGAGGGACAAUCUGAGCCGCUUACAGGCAGUUUCACCACAAAAAAAGUUCCAUCACCUCAGUAUUUGGAAAUACAUGAUGUAUCAACAGAUAGUUUUAGAGUCAGCUGGAAGCCGCCAUCCUCUGAUGUAGCGCUUUAUCGACUAGCAUGGAUUCCCUUGGGAGGGGAAGAAACUGAAGAGAUUGUCUUAAGUGGAGAGGUGGACACACACGACAUCGAAGGCUUGCUACCCAGCACAGAGUAUGAAGUGUCCUUGGUAGCCAUCUUUGAUGAUGAGAGUGAAAGUGAUGUUGUGGCUGUUCUUGGGACUACACUUGAAGUGAUGACUACCGAAAUGACCACGCUAACCACUACAAGCACAACAACCUUCCAGCCUACAACAGCAGUCUUUCGAACCGGAAUAAGAAAUCUCAUUAUAGAUGAAGAAACUACCUCAAGCUUGAGGGUGAAAUGGGAUAUUACAGAUUACAAUGUUCGUCAAUUCAGGGUGACAUAUCUCACUGCCAGAGGUGAUCGGGGUGAGGAAGCAGUAAGAAUGGUAAUGGUCCCUGGAAGGCAAAACAAUUUGCUUCUUCAGCCUCUGCUUUCAGACACUGAAUAUAAAAUUAUGGUCACUCCUAUCUAUUCUGAUGGAGAAGGUGCCAGCUUGUCAGUUCCAGGAAAAACUUUACCCCUGUUUGCUCCAGAAAAUCUAAGAGUCUCUGAUGAAUGGUACAAUCGAUUGAGGAUUAGCUGGGAUGCUCCCCCAUCACCCACAAUGGGAUAUAGGAUUGUGUAUAAACCUGUGAACAUUCCUGGGCCAGCACUGGAGACCUUUGUAGGAGACGAUAUCAACACUAUCCUUAUUUUGAAUUUGUUUAGUGGAACUGAAUACAGCGUUAAAGUAUUUGCUUCAUACUCAACAGGAUUCAGUGAUGCCUUAGCAGGUGUAGCCAAAACAUUGUAUUUAGGAGUGACAAAUCUGGGAGCUUAUCAAAUUCGCAUGACAAGUAUAUGUGCUCAGUGGCAACUUCACAGGCAUGCAACUGCAUACAGAAUUGUGAUAGAAUCUCUUGCUGAUGGAACAACAGGAGAAGUACUUGUGGGUGGAGGGACUCCUAGACACUGCUUUUUUGAACUCAUUCCUGGCACUGAAUACAAAAUCAGCAUCUAUACUCAACUACAAGAAAUAGAAGGGCCUGGAGUUAGCAUAAUGGAGACAACAUUACCUUUCCCAACCCAGCCACCACCAACUCCUUCAACCACCACCCCACAGCCUACAAUUCCUCCUGCAAAGGAAGUUUGCAAAGCUGCAAAGGCUGACCUUGUGUUUUUGGUGGAUGGAUCAUGGAGCAUUGGAGAUGACAACUUCAACAAAAUAAUUGGAUUUCUGUACAGCACUGUUGGAGCUCUUGAUAAAAUUGGCCCUGAUGGAACUCAGGUGGCAAUUGCACAGUUUAGUGAUGAUCCCAGAACAGAAUUUAAACUAAAUGCCUACAGUACAAAGGAAACUCUUCUGGAGGCUAUCCAACAAAUAGCAUACAAAGGAGGAAACACCAAAACAGGCAAGGCAAUUAAACAUGCUCAGCAGGUUUUAUUUACCAUUGAUUCUGGGACCAGAAAGGGGAUCCCAAAAGUUUUGGUAGUGAUCACAGAUGGACGAUCACAAGAUGAUGUGAACAAAGUCUCCAGAGAGAUGCAGCUAGACGGGUUCAGCAUAUUUGCCAUCGGAGUAGCUGAUGCUGACUACUCAGAACUGCUUAACAUUGGCAGCAAGCCUAGUGAAAGGCAUGUCUUCUUUGUGGAUGACUUUGAUGCCUUUAAGAAGAUUGAAGAUGAACUGAUCACCUUUGUCUGUGAAACAGCAUCAGCAACUUGCCCAUUGGUUUACAAAGAUGGCAACAGUCUAGCAGGAUUUAAAAUGAUGGAGAUGUUUGGCUUGGUUGAAAAGGAGUUUGCAAGCGUGGAAGGAGUUUCUAUGGAGCCAGGGACAUUUAAUGCCUACUCCUGUUACAAACUGCAUAAGGAUGCCUUGGUUUCCCAGCCAACCAAAUAUUUACACCCAGAGGGGCUUCCUUCAGACUACACCAUCACUUUUCUUUUCCGCAUACUCCCUGAAACACCACAGGAGCCAUUUGCUCUCUGGGAAAUUUUAAACAAGGAAUAUGAGCCUCUAGUUGGAGUUAUUUUGGACAACGGUGGCAAAACCUUGACUUUCUUCAAUUAUGACUACAAAGGUGAAUUCCAGACAGUUACUUUUGAAGGACCUGAUAUAAAGAAAAUAUUUUAUGGAAGUUUCCAUAAGUUGCACGUAGUCAUAAGCAAAACAACAGCUAAAGUGGUGAUUGACUGCAAACAAGUGAGUGAAAAAAUGAUCAGUGCUGCAGGGAACAUUACUUCUGAUGGGAUAGAAGUACUGGGGAGAAUGGUUCGAUCAAGAGGACCAAGGGACAACUCUGCACCAUUCCAGUUGCAGAUGUUUGAUAUUGUUUGUACCACAUCAUGGGCCAAUAGGGAUAAAUGCUGUGAACUUCCGGCUUUGAGGGAUGAAGAAAGCUGCCCAGCCCUUCCUCAUGCUUGUUCAUGUUCCGAAGUCAGCAAGGGACCUCAGGGACCACCUGGACUACCAGGUGGUCCGGGUCUCCGAGGUCCAAAGGGUAACCGUGGUGAUCAUGGUCCAAAGGGACCAGAUGGCCCGCGUGGUGAAAUUGGAGUUCCUGGUCCUCAAGGACCACCUGGACCACAGGGACCAAGUGGACACUCAAUUCAAGGACCUCCGGGAGCAACUGGUGAAAAGGGCGAAAAAGGAGAAGUUGGCCGUCCUGGCUUACAGGGUGUCCCUGGUGGAUCUGGAUCUCCAGGACGAGAUGGAAAUCAAGGCCAAAGGGGUCUGCCAGGCAAAGAUGGUCCCACUGGGCCACAAGGAGCCCCAGGACCUGUGGGAAUACCUGGUGCUCCUGGUGUGCCAGGAGUUACGGGUAAUAUUGGGCCACAAGGUGAUUCUGGACCACCUGGACCUCCUGGAGCAAAAGGCGAGAGGGGUGAACGUGGAGAUCUUCAGUCACAUGCAAUGGUCCGGGCAGUAGCUCGUCAGGUGUGUGAACAGCUUAUCCAAGGUCAUCUGGCCAGGUACAACUCACUCUUAAAUCAGAUUCCAAGCCAGUCUGUCUCAACACGAACAAUCCCAGGACCUCCUGGUGAACCAGGACGGCAAGGAUCACCUGGACCACAGGGAGAACAAGGAUCUCAGGGAAGGCCUGGAUUUCCAGGCAGUCCUGGUCAGCCUGGCAGACCAGGAGAAAGAGGUUUAUCAGGAGAGAAGGGAGAGCGAGGCAACCCAGGUAUUGGAACACAAGGCCCCCGAGGCCCCCCAGGAUCAGCAGGUCCUCCAGGUGAAAGUCGAACUGGCAGUCCUGGUCCUCCUGGUCCUUCAGGUCCAAGAGGACCAGCUGGUCACACAGGUCCCCCUGGGCCACAGGGUGCAGCAGGGCAACCAGGCUACUGCGACCCUUCUUCCUGUGCUGGUUAUGGAACUGGUGGUGGAUAUGGGGAUCCAACUGAUCAAGAUAUCCCUGUCGUGCCAUUGCCACAUAACUCCUACCAGAUCUAUGACCACGAGGAUCUUUAUGAUGAUGAUGAUGAUGAUGAUGAACAGCCUUAUCUAGUUCAUGGGUCCUACCCUCAUCCUCAGUCCUCCUAUCCAGCACCUCGCCUUGCUCAGCCAGAGUUCACACCCGUUCGUGAAGAAAUGGAGGCAGUUGAACUGAGAUCUCCGGGAAUAAGCCGCUUUACAAGAAGAAUGUCCAAAAGAAGCAUCAGGAAACCAAUACGCAAGCGGACAAUUUCAAAAACCUCGUAAUAAAUGAUUUAUUUGCUAUCAUCAAAGAAAUUGUUUACAGGCCUAUAUGUUAAAGGGAAAAAAUAUAAAUAUGUAUUGUACAUGACCACUUUGGCAGAAGAGGGAGCGGGGAAGGCUAAUUACAUUGCAUGCCAGAAAUUGUUAGCAUUAUAGGGGUUUAUUGUUAGAUGAAAACUCCAAGGGACAUUUUUGUAGACCUUUGUAGUUACUUUAUGAAUAUGGUUCAAUGCACAUUUCAAAACUGCAUUGCCAGCUGAUAUAUCUGAAUUAAAUCAAGGAGUAUUAGUUCAGCAAAAUCUUCCUUUGAUUCUGUGCUUUCCUUGCAAAUUAAUCCUACUAAAGCCAACUGUGUUGGUUGAACUUAAAAGAAAAAGAAAAUCAUCCCUUUUGAAGAUUUAUAUUAUGUGGGACUUUCUCCCCAAGGUAUUCCUAUUAAAUUCCUAUUAGAAACGCACCAAUAAUUUAUUGUGGGUUUAUUACUCCUCUUUUUCAUAUACAAAUAAAUGUG
Messenger RNA from Sceloporus undulatus (fence lizard), 6325 nucleotides. It is a transcript of the gene COL14A1, whose product is annotated as collagen type XIV alpha 1 chain. Gene Ontology annotation, cellular component: interstitial matrix. The record is from RefSeq and is a predicted model, not a curated record. NCBI's taxonomy places the organism in Eukaryota, Metazoa, Chordata, Lepidosauria, Squamata, Phrynosomatidae. Gene Ontology annotation, molecular function: protein binding.